Molecule: messenger RNA, 3084 nt
Organism: Myxocyprinus asiaticus (Chinese sucker)
Lineage: Eukaryota; Metazoa; Chordata; Actinopteri; Cypriniformes; Catostomidae
Product: 39S ribosomal protein L46, mitochondrial-like
Exons: 4
Coding region: 8-868 (286 amino acids)
Cellular component (GO): mitochondrial large ribosomal subunit
Molecular function (GO): structural constituent of ribosome
Source: RefSeq, a predicted model, not a curated record
GAUCAACAUGGCGGCGCCCUUUAGGAAAGGCUGUCGGCCGUUGUGGAGAAUAAUACAUGGAUCAGGGACAUUGAGCUUCGGGGUACGAAAUGUUUCUUCUAAUAAUCAGUGUUGUGCGCAAAGUCUUAGAACUGUGAGUGCUGCAUCUCCCUGGGCGCUGCAUGGAGCUGUUUAUCUGCAGAGAUUGCCAGUGAUCUCUCAUGACAGGAACCCCAUAGAGGAGAAGUUCAUGGAACUAAUGCAUCAGAUGGAGUUCGAGAGAAGUCUGCUUUCAGACCAUGAGCUGAGACUCCUUGAGGAUGCCGCACGUAUGAGUCGGAAACAGGAAGAGGACUAUGAUUCAGAUGAGGAAGAGGAUUAUGGAGGCAAAGAAAUUGUUACGGCACAAGAUCUGGAGGAUUCGUGGGAACAGAAACUGAAGCAGUUUCAACCUGCUCUGAGGUCCAAAGGUGUUGAUGCGACAGAUGUGAGUUCUUUAGAGCGUUGUUUAGCAGACAGCCUGAUCUUGCUGUGUAAGAAAGAUGUUGGCAGUCAAAAGCUUUGGCUCUUGCCUCAGAUACAGUGGCAGAACGGUGAGAUGCUUCGACAGACAGCCGAACGUGCACUUGCAAGUCUACCAGGUGCAGAUCUAAAGGCUACUUUUCUUGGCAAUGCACCCUGUGGAUUUUACAAAUACAGAUACCCGAAAGACAUUCAAAAGGAGGGCAAUGUUGGAGCCAAGGUGUUUUUCUUCAAAGCCGUGCUGUCCAGCCAUAAGCACUUACCCCUGGAGAAAAAUUCAUUUGCAUGGGUGAAAAAAGAUGAACUCCAGGACUUCCUGAAGCCAGAGUACCUGAAACAAGUCAGCCGCUUCAUAAUGGGUCUGUAAUAUUUGAAGAAAUGAACAAUGAUGACUGUCGGGGAAUGGACUGUUAGUGUAUGUUAUUUAGCACCAUUUAGAGUCCAUGAUUUUGGUCCCUAGACUUCAUCAGAGGAACAUAAACAAUACAGGUGUUUCUCAAAUUGUCACACACGUCAUACAGGAUCAGUACUUUGAUCACGCUUUGAUUAUUGUCCCAUACGAUUUGAUGUUGUCACUGUGUCUUCCCAUCAAUACACCCUUUGUUUAUUUAUGUAUGUGGAUGGAGUUUAUUGAUAUUUUUGUCACUAUGAAUAGAAACCACUUCCUCUGGCUGUGUAUGCAGAAUUAAAAAAAUUUUUUUUUUUUUUUUUACUUUGAGUGAUCUGAUCUUUGCAUGUAUUUUCAAAAUGUUUGGGGCAGGAUGAAAAUAAUAUUAUUUUAUAUUCCUUUUAUUGUUUUAUUUUCCUCUAUAUUAUUUAUCUCCACUGUCCUUACAAUAAAAUGGGCAACAAUAAAAUGUCAGGCCAACAAUCUAUUAAAAUAUUGCCACUUGGGGGCAGUAGUUGAACAAAGAAUGGUGGCUAGAUCAACCAGUGGGGAUCCCCCCUCCCCACUUUUAAAGGAAAAUAUACAAAGAAAUCCUAAAAUGCUUUUGGACAGCAUAUUUCUGUCUUGUCAGAUUUAAACACUUUGUACUUGGGUUUCUCCUAUGCACUUUUAUGUCUUUCUCGCUUAGUUGUCAGAGUCCCACAGUCAUUAACUUUUGUGCUGUGCUAGUGGAAACUGGAAUUAGUAAUACUAUGAAUUAUUUAGGACUCUUGAUUACAUAGGUUUCUGAAAAUUAACUGUAGACAAGAGUCAUUUCUAUCAGUGUUUUGGGAUUUUUAGGAGAAAUUACUUAACUGGUAAAACUCAAAAUUCCUCAGAAAUAGUGUAGCUGUGGGAUCUACAGUUUGUAGAUGGGGGUGGGGGUGCUACUAUUUUACACCAAAGCCAUAUCUAAAGUCCACUAUAAAUCCAUAUAUUAGACAUCGACAUACUGUUUUAGUUUGAUUUUUUUUUCAUGUAUACAUAUAGUGAUCUUUGCACUUAAGCAUACACAAGACUCUACUGCCUAAGCUUAUAACAGAGAGAAAAAGAACAUUACGCAUAGCUGUAGAGACAUUUCGAUCCAAAUCCCAUUUCAAAUUAAAUUAGUCACAAUUAGCUCAUAAAUACGUUUUACCUCAACAGAUUAAUUUAUAAUUGGGGGUUAAAACAGGGUCUUAGAGGUCUUAAGAGACAUCUAAAUGGAGUCCAGAAAGCAAUAAAUGGAGUGCAAGUAUGAAACUUUCCUCCCUUUAAAGACCGCAAGCGCUGAGCUCAGCUCUAUGAGAUCAGGUGAGGUUAUUGAGGGGCUGAACAACAAUUAGCUGAUCUGCUUCUUUUGUCCACUCUCUUCAAUCAGAUCUCCAGCAUGCUGCUUUGUCAUGUCUGAGAGGAUUAAACACUCCUUGACAAUAUUAGAAUUGAUAUUUCCACAGAGCUUCUGAAAGCACUUUCCCCUCCUCUCUGUUUGCAGAUCAGACCCAAGUCCCAUUUCAAAUUAAAUUGAAUGACCACCCCUAAAAACAAAGCCGAGAAUCAAUUAAUCUAGCCUUUAAAAUGCGGAAUUCAAGAUGCAAAAUCUUUGGUGCAGAGUCUGUUGGUGUAUUGGACUUCAGCAAAUAGCCUUAUAGUAUGUUUAGUUAAAGGCCACAGUGGACACAAACAACAUCUGCAGAAAUCCACAAACCUGCCUGUAUGUUUCCUCAGUUCAAAUGAAACUUUCUUUUGUUAUACUGAUUUACUGCAUUGUUGAGUGAAAAUCUGAUACGCUAUAUGUGGUUUAUUGAUCUAAAACAAGCACAGCAUUACAUGUUGUAAUUGUAAGAUGCUUUUUGUCCAACCUAGUGAACACAGGAGCACCUUGGGCUGUGUCUGGCUUAGAUUUCAGUUUCCUUAGUACCGACAUGCUUAGGAGACUUUGUGCAACCUUUAUAAAGGAUGGAAUGCCUAACCACUACUACAAAAUAAAGCCUAUUUUAGGACAAUGAUGAUUGUCCCCCCAAAUUGUCAUCACCAUAAUGCAAAAUUUCAAAGAAUGUAUGAAAGCUCUAUAAAGUAUGUAUACAUCAUGGUAGUAUUUGUUAGUACUUAAAUGAAUAUUGUAGUACUUAAAUCUAUACUGAUUUACAUGAAUCAGUAAAACAUAAUAUAUUGUA